GGGAGAGGUUGAGCGGAGGGAGUGGGAGGGCUUUUCUGUGUUUUUCUCCUUGGUUUGAAACAUAGGAAGAAAAGCAGAGACCAGCCACGCCGCCCACUGAACAGGGCGAAGCGCGCAUCAACAAUUUCGCAACCGCCGCCGCUGCCCCGAUUAAAUCCACGGAGGAGCGGAGGAGAGCAGGCACCCACUGUAGGCAGAGAGACAGGGGAGGACUGCUGCUGUUAUCCGACAGAGGAACUACAAAAAAAGCUCCUGGAGUGGGAAGUGAAAGGCGAUAAUGAGAGUAUCCUCUCUCUCUGAUGGAUGACCAUGUUGCCACCAAAGAGCUGUGACAUCACUGUGAAGCCGUGGAUGUUGGUGGACGGCGUGCUGUCUUAACUUCCCCUUGGAGUUGUGCAGCCUUUCUCCGAGACCCGUUUGACGCACCUCAUCUUAAAUAACUGCUGUUGUCUGCUAAUAUAAUUAGGGACCACCUAUCCUAUCUUUAAAAAAAAAAAAAAAAAAAAUGGAGACUCUUUCCCAAGAUUCCAUUCUGGAGUGCCAGAUCUGCUUUAACUACUACAGCCCUCGCCGGCGGCCCAAACUCCUGGAUUGCCGACACACGUGCUGCUCGGUGUGUUUGACCCAGAUGCGCAGCAGCCAGAAGGAGAUUCGUUGCCCCUGGUGCCGUGGCGUCACCAAGCUCCCGCCGGGCCUGUCCGUCUCCCAGCUCCCGGAUGACCCGGACAUCAUCACUGUCAUCGCCAUCCCUCACGCCUCUGAGCACACGCCCGUCUUCAUCCGCCUCCCCAGCAACGGCUGCUACAUGCUGCCGCUGCCCAUCGCCAAAGAGCGGGCGUUAGGCCUGCCGGGGGAGCUGGGAUGUCGUUUCCUGCCCGGCGGCCAGCAGAAGGGGGUGACGGUGGUGACCGUGCCCGAGCAGCAGCCUCUGGGCUUGGCUAUGGGUCUGGAGGGUGUCGGGGUGGGGCUGGAGGGAGGCGAGGGCGAGAGGAGAGUUACUGGCCCGGUGGGAGGAGGGAAGGGCUCCACGUGGUCCGGCGUGUGCACAGUGAUCCUGGUGGCGUGCGUGCUGCUCUUCCUCCUGGGCAUCGUGCUGCACAACAUGUCCUGCAUCUCCAAACGUUUCACUGUCAUCUCCUGCGGCUGAGGGCGGGAGGAGGCACCUCGGACUGCUGCGGGCCCCCCCCACACCC
Molecule: messenger RNA, 1193 nt
Organism: Perca fluviatilis (European perch)
Lineage: Eukaryota; Metazoa; Chordata; Actinopteri; Perciformes; Percidae
Gene: rnf152
Product: ring finger protein 152
Exons: 3
Coding region: 506-1147 (213 amino acids)
Biological process (GO): positive regulation of autophagy; protein polyubiquitination; apoptotic process
Cellular component (GO): lysosome
Molecular function (GO): ubiquitin protein ligase activity
Source: RefSeq, a predicted model, not a curated record